Molecule: messenger RNA, 285 nt
Organism: Dibothriocephalus latus
Lineage: Eukaryota; Metazoa; Platyhelminthes; Cestoda; Diphyllobothriidea; Diphyllobothriidae
Source: the annotation of a GenBank genome assembly
AUGGUCUUACUUCACACCUUUCGCCUGUUCAAGUUCUACUACUUCUUCUCAAACCUGGGACCGAAGCUUGCCAUGAUAGAACGCAUGCUUAAGGAGACGCUGGAGUUUCUGGCCUUCCUUCUACUGUUUAUAUUUGCCGCUGGCAUUGCAAUGGAAGCCCUGCUGUACCUCAAUCGAACAACUUUUAACUAUGAAGUCCUGCAAGACAUUUUCUCAGUUCAGUACUACCGGUUGUUCGGGGAAAACAAUCUGGAGUUAGCAGAAGGUAAGAGGCAUCACAAUUAA